UGUUGAUAGUGUUUGGAGACAGGAAGCUGGAGCUCACAUGACGAUGGCGUUUUAUAUUUUAUGCGUGAUGUUUGCCGCCGUCUCUGUGGCCCACUGCUUUCCUGCUGCCUUCCAGGACCUGGAGUUUGGUAGCACCAACAGAACCUCCAUCAAGUUCCUGGCUGUGGGCGACUGGGGUGGGGUGCCUUAUCCGCCGUACAUCACCGCCGUACAGAAGGCUACGGCUCGUGAAAUGAGCAAGAUAGCAGAGCAGAUGGGAGCCGACUUUAUUCUGGCCCUUGGCGAUAACUUCUACUACAAAGGUGUGGACAGUGUGGAUUCUCCCCGCUUUCAGACUACGUUUGAGACGGUGUAUACGUCGAAGUCUCUCAGGGUCCCGUGGUACGUCCUGGCCGGGAACCAUGACCACGCAGGAAGUGUGAAAGCCCAGAUCGAGUACAGCCGCAAGUCUGAAAGAUGGCGAUUCCCCUCCUACUACUACGAGCUGAACUUCCGCAUCCCCAACACCGGGAAGACCCUGACCAUCAUCAUGCUGGACACCGUCAUGCUGUGCGGCAACUCCAACGACUACGCGGACGAGAAGCCCAGGGGACCGCUGCGAGCCGUGGACGCCAACCGCCAGCUGGUCUGGCUGCAGGAGCGACUGGCUCGGUCCAAGGCCGACUUCCUGCUGGUGGCGGGCCACUACCCGGUGUGGUCGGUCUCGGAGCACGGGCCCACGGACUGCCUCCUGCAGAGGCUCCGCCCCCUGCUCAACAAGUACAAGGCGACCGCUUACCUCUGCGGCCAUGACCACAACCUGCAGUACAUCCAGGAGUCCGGCGUGGGCUAUGUGGUGAGCGGCGCCGGAAACUUCCUGGAUCCGGACAUCCGUCACUGGAAACAUGUCCCGAAAGGCACGGUCAAGUUCUUCACGGGCCAGGCGUCGACGCUGGGAGGCUUCGUCCACGCAGAGGUCACCAAGAACCAGAUGAUUCUGACUUUCCUCCAGGCCAAAGGCACGUCUCUCUACCGCACGGUUCUGUCCCAAAGGGAGCUUAACGAAUGAGUUUAUGAAGACGUACGUUAUCCGCAGUAUAGUUCUGAAUCUAGUGAUUACUGCUGAUCUUACCUUUUUAAAGCUGGCAUUAAAAUUAAGAAUGUUUUAAGAAAAAAAUCAACUACUUUUACAUGUGACUUUAUUGUAUAAAUAAAUGCUGUUUCU
Molecule: messenger RNA, 1204 nt
Organism: Salarias fasciatus (jewelled blenny)
Lineage: Eukaryota; Metazoa; Chordata; Actinopteri; Blenniiformes; Blenniidae
Gene: acp5a
Product: acid phosphatase 5a, tartrate resistant
Exons: 6
Coding region: 38-1048 (336 amino acids)
Biological process (GO): bone resorption
Molecular function (GO): acid phosphatase activity
Source: RefSeq, a predicted model, not a curated record